UUGUUGGCAGGAGAGAUGCUAUAUAACGCAGCGCGGGCCUUGACGAGAAUCUCACUUGUUCUACUGUGUCGUCGAAUCAUCUGCGUCUUUCGAACACGAACUAUCUGUUUCUGGUUGCUGGUACUUAUACCGACCUGGUGUUCGAUUACAUUCAUCCUCGACGCGCUCGCAUGCACUCCAAUGCGCAUACUGCAUCCAGAUUUGGCCUACAAGUGUGUCCCGAGUUUCCAAAUCUGGACACUUAUAGCCGCUGCCGGGAUUGUUAUCGAUUUCGCUGUCAUUCUAGUCCCUCUGCCGAGCCUUUGGGCCUUGAAGAUAUCCAGAAAACGACGGAUUGCACUUGUUUUUGUAUUUGUCUUUGGAUUCGGUAUCACUACCAUUGUGGCGAUUGCCCGCAUAUUUAUGGUCAAAGGCGCAUCGUUCAGUAUAGAUAUUUCUUGGGGGUAUUCUGCCUUUGCGUACUUAAGCGUGAUCGAGGUCAAUAUGGGCAUAAUCUGCGCGUGUGUUAUUUUACUGCGUCCUUUACUC
This is a messenger RNA of Cryphonectria parasitica EP155, 528 nucleotides long. RefSeq lists its product as uncharacterized. Lineage: Eukaryota; Fungi; Ascomycota; Sordariomycetes; Diaporthales; Cryphonectriaceae. The record is from RefSeq and is a predicted model, not a curated record. The transcript has 2 exons. The annotation marks the transcript as partial.